AGCUGGGGGUGGAGGGCUAGUUUUUGCAACGGCUAAGGGCCUACGGCUUUAUUAUAAGGCGGAGCUCGGCGGGAGAGGUGCAGGCGGGAGCCGAGCUGAGCGGGGAGGAAUCCAGCCGUAGAAAGGAUUGCAGCCGGCGGACCCCGCAGCCCUCACCUAGGACAGCCAGCCGCGCGCUGGACAUCGCUCGAAGGAGCUGCGCGCAGCGCAACCCUCGGAGCCGACCCGGAGCCCCGUGCAGUCCGGGCAGCGCAGCGCAGCCCUGACCCGCGCAGCUCGCCGCGCUCCAGCCGCCGGUCCGGGCAGCAUGAGGCGCCCGGCGCUCUGGCUCUGGCUCUGCGCGCUGGCGCUGCGCCUGCAGCCGGCCCUCCCGCAAACUGUGGCUAUAAAUGUGCCCCCCGAAGAUCAGGAUGGCUCUGGAGAUGACUCGGACAACUUCUCUGGCUCGGGCGCAGGUGCUCUGCCAGAUAUCACCUUGUCACAGCAGACCCCCUCCACCUGGAAGGACAAGGGGCUCCUGACGGCCAUGCCCACGGCUCCAGAGCCCAGCCGCCCAGACACCACCGCCACCUCCAUCUCCACCUCCUCCACCUCCACCUCCACCUCCGCCACCUCCACCUCCACCUCCAUCCUGCCGACUGGAGAACAGCCUGAGGAGGGAGGGGUGGUGCUCCUGGCAGAGGUGGAACCUGGCCUCACCGCCCAGGAGAAGGAGGCCACCCACCCACCCAGUGAGACCACGCUGCACCCAACCACCCACCGGGCAUCAACAGCCAGAGCCACCACGGCCCAGGGGCCUGCCACCUCCCAUCCCCACAGGGACGUGCAGCCUGACCACCACGAGACCUCAGCUCCCACAGGUCACAGUCAGCCCGAGCCUCAGGCUCCCAGCGUGGAGGAUGGAGGUUCUUCUGCCACUGAGAAGGCUGCUGAGGAUGAAGCCUCCACCCAGCUCCCAGGAGGGGAGGACUCUGGGGAGCAGGACUUCACCUUUGACGUGUCCGCGGAGAACUCAGCCGGGGCCACUGUGGAACCUGGCCAGCGGAAUGGGCCCCCAGGGGAUCCUGGGGCCACGGGAGCCUCGCAGGGCCUCCUGGACAGGAAGGAAGUGCUGGGAGGGGUCAUUGCCGGAGGCCUCGUGGGACUCAUCUUUGCUGUGUGCCUGGUGGGUUUCAUGCUGUACCGGAUGAAGAAGAAGGACGAGGGCAGCUACUCCUUGGAGGAGCCGAAACAAGCCAAUGGCGGGGCCUACCAGAAGCCCAGCAAGCAGGAGGAGUUCUACGCCUGAUGGGGGGGAUGACUCUCUCCUCCCCCUGCCACUCGCUAGGCCCCCACUUGCCUUUUCUGUGAAGAACUGCAGACCCUGCGCUCCUCCACCACGCCACCCUCCUGGCGCACCCAGCCCCGCCGGAGGCUCCCUUCCCGCGGAGUCCUGGGCGUGCCGGGGAGAGGGCUCGUCUCCGCUUCUCUGACUUCUGCCUGGAGACUUGGGCACAAGGGCUUUCUUGCAUAUGACUGACCUUUCCAUCACAGCCGGCACCUGGCAGCCCACCACGCUGACUCAGUUUCUCCAAACCGGAGCAGCCCGUCCCCAGGCCCAGCUCUGGAGAGAAGGGGACCCCGCUGCUCGGGACCCGGAUGGCUGGAAGAUGCUGUGGGAGGGCUGACAUGUCUGUAGCACUUACUGGUAGAGACCAGCGGGCCUGGCUGGGGGUGUGUCCCGCUGAGUGGUGGGGACAGGAGGUCAGGGCUCUGUCGGAAUUCACUUUGUUUUGUGGAGAGGUCUAAUUUAGAUGUCAAAUUGUUUUUGCACAUGUUUCCUCUAGUUUCUUUGUUUAUAGCCCAGUAGACUUUGUUACUUCAGAGGUAAGUUAAGUAAGUUGAUUUGGUUAUCCCCCAUCCUGCUUCCCUAAUCUAUGGUCAGGAGAUAGCAUCAGGGUUAAGAAGACUUUUUUUUUUUUUUUUUUUGACUAGGAGAACCAAAUCCAGAAGCCAACAUAUAGGCUUAGUUCGUGUGUUGUCUCUUGAGUUUGUGGCUCACGUGUGCAACAGGGUAUGGAAUGUCUGUUGGGUGGCCCUGUUGGUGGGCUGGCCCAUCCCGGCUGCCAUGGGUGGUCACCUCUUUGAGCAGUCAUGCCUGUGUCCAUGAACUCGGGGCCAGGGCCAUGGCCCAAGUGGCUGGGAUGCUGGGAAGCCUGUGUGAGAAUUGAAUCCUGGAGCCUCAGGCUUGGGGAUCGAGGAGAGAGGACCAAGCCCUUCCUUUGAUGCCAUCUCUGGGGGACACUUUCUCCUGGAAGGUGACGAGAGGGGUCUUGGCCCUACCUGCCACUGAGCUGCCCCACGAAGGACCAGGUUCACUUUGAUUAGCUCCUGUGGCCCGACUCUGGGCUGGAAUCAGGAAUAUUCCAAAGAGUUGAUAGUCUUUUGCUUUUGGCAAAACUCUGCUUAAUCCAAUGGGUUUUUCCCUGUACAGUAGAUUUUCCAGAUGUAAUAAACUUUAAUAUAAAGUAGUCAUGUGAACUCUACUGCCUUUGCUUCUUUCUGUGCUGGUCUUGUGGCCAUGACCAGCCUUUUCUCUAAACGCCAAUGAUAUUGGGAAACUUGGCUAAAAGCUCUGUGCCUUCAUCUUUCCCGUGGGGAGGGAUUCUGGGGCCAGAGUCCCUCUGGUUUGUUUGUCUUUUUGUUUUUUGUCUUUGCUGAAAUUAUUCUGGAGAUUGGUAGGUCCAUUCAAGGUUAUACAAGGCCUGAUGUAAAUUUCCGCGUUGCCAAGUUCGAAGGACAGUCUCCUAAAUGGUGACGAAGCUGUGUCAGCCCCGGUCCAGUUUGAUCCGAGGCCACGUGCCCCAUGGAGGCCUGGAGCCAAGGCCUGCCUCUCAGACACCUUCGCUGGGACCAGAGACCCCCAGCCCUGGCUCCUGGGAACUCCUGUGGUUGCUUAUUUAAUUUGACAACGUUCCAGCUACUCUGUUGGCCGCUCCGAGAGGGGACCGUCUGUGAUUCGGAGAGACGCCCUGCCCAACGAAGGGAACUUGUGCCCUGUGUUCCAUACAGAGACUUUCUACCAGAGUGUAUGAAUGGACACGACUCCGGGGUGGAGAAGGGGCUGUGACCGUGCUCAUCUCUGCUGGUCCAUGGGACGGCGCUCAACCCAUGGCUGGGCCCAUUCAUGUAGCUAAUAAACGGUACUUGUCAUUCGG
Messenger RNA from Balaenoptera acutorostrata (minke whale), 3197 nucleotides. RefSeq names its product syndecan 1 (gene SDC1). Gene Ontology annotation, biological process: cell migration. Gene Ontology annotation, cellular component: cell surface; membrane. The transcript has 5 exons. Bases 308 to 1288 code for a protein of 326 amino acids. NCBI's taxonomy places the organism in Eukaryota, Metazoa, Chordata, Mammalia, Artiodactyla, Balaenopteridae. The record is from RefSeq and is a predicted model, not a curated record.